GAAUCAGAUUGCCCUUUUUCAGUCUCUGGCCGGGCUGGGAGCGAACGGCGCUCAGCGGGCCGCCAAGUUCCUGUCUGCAUCCUGCUCCGUGGCUCCGCUCAUUGUGGGUGCACUGCCGCUUUCGGAUACUUCGUUGUUCGACGUCGUCUUCUUCGGCUGCUGCUUGGAGCUGCUUUGCAUAGCUGCCACAGCGAUCACCGCUUUACACGCGUGGCCGGAGUGGCCGACGAAGGGCUUCGGUCCGACCGUGUUCUGCACGCUCUUCGUUGCCUACUCGUUGGGGUACGGCGCCGUCGUCAGUGUUAUGCCGAUGCUGACAAGGAGGUCGGCACCCGAAGGCGCUCUCUGCUCCGGCCUUAUGCAGGCCUUCGUCGCCAGCCUCUCCGCAGGAGCCAUCCUCGGAAUUGCCGCGGCUGCUGCUGCCGCCGCUUCACAUUCCGCGGCUCUCGGACCCAUGGCAGCGUUUCUGUCCUUGAUCCUUGGAAUGGCGACCUUCCCUCCACUGGGAGGCCUUCCGCUCAAGGUCGCCAGGUGUAUCCUGAAGGCAGGUCUACACCUGGGCCCGGAAGAGCUUCUGGCCUGGGAGCAGAAGCAGCCGGCAAACUGCCUUCUGAGCUCACCCGCUCCGUCGAAGGAGGCGCCGGUGCCGGCAGCCUCGCUUGCAUCGCUGUUGCCAACAUUGCUGCUGCUGUCCCCGUUCUAUGCUGCAGCAAGUCAGUGGACGACGUCUUGGUAUGUCCAAACGCUUUACUGCGACAGGUGUGUCUUCGGCAUUGUCAUCCCUGCCUGCCUGUUGCAAGGCUUCGAACGCCUUAGCUCCCUGGCCGCGCUCACGUGGUUGCGGUCACGGACGACUGUCCUGCGGCUGAAACUGCCCAAGCGCUUGGGUUUGGGAUCCGUCUGCGCAGCCCUGGCGAUGCUCGCCGCGGCACUUGUCGAGGUGGCUCGGCGCGACUGGGCACCGCGACUUCCUGGACAACCGGAGGUCUCAUCACUAAGUGUCGCCUGGCUGCUCCCGCAGUUCGCCCUUAUCGCCGCUGGUGAGGCAUUUAUCUACCCGGCAUCUGCCGAGUUCCUCUCCUCCUCACCUUUUGCCUACGGCCUGGGUUGCGCAGCACAGGCUGGGGCCGUUGCGCUGUUGGGCCUUUGGCUGGGCUACUUGAAGGCAUGGAUUCCGGAUGGCUCCCCAAAUCAAGGGCACUAUGACUUGUUCUACCUGUGUUUGGGUGCAGCCGGGCUGGUCGCGAGCGGUCUCUUUGUGCUUCUGCCGUUCCCAACAUUUAGCCAGCACGGCUGA
Messenger RNA from Symbiodinium sp. CCMP2456, 1297 nucleotides. Lineage: Eukaryota; Dinophyceae; Suessiales; Symbiodiniaceae. The record is from the annotation of a GenBank genome assembly.